This is a messenger RNA of Ahaetulla prasina, 1297 nucleotides long. RefSeq names its product ribosomal protein S19 binding protein 1 (gene RPS19BP1). Bases 106 to 534 code for a protein of 142 amino acids. Gene Ontology annotation, molecular function: enzyme binding. Gene Ontology annotation, cellular component: nucleolus. The transcript has 4 exons. NCBI's taxonomy places the organism in Eukaryota, Metazoa, Chordata, Lepidosauria, Squamata, Colubridae. The record is from RefSeq and is a predicted model, not a curated record.
GUGGCCAAAAAACCUGCACUCGGAAGUAGAAUAAUCAUGAAAAGACCAUAGAGCUGAAACAGAAAGGAAGUUCAAGAUAAUUCACGUGUCUGGAGAGAGGGGGAAAUGUCCGCUUCCCUGCUAAGAAAGGGACUGGAACUACUGGAGACGGCGGGAGUGUCCGAGUCCUCCUCUCAAAGAUCAGGGACCGCCGCCCGACCUAAUAAUCUGUUGAAAAAGAAGAAAAACAAGCAGUCAAGGUCCAAAAGAGACAAGGCCACAAUCAAAGGAAGAAUUAUCAAAUCUGCAUUAGAGGAAUAUCAGAAACAUCAAGCAGCUGACCACUUUAAGAAGAACAUGCAGUAUAUGAUGGGUACUCAUUUUGUGGCAGACAGUACAAUUACUGAAAAGAUUUUAACUCAAAAUAGAGGGAGGAAAGCUAAAGAUCACCCUGUAGAAAAAGUGAAAAAGAAGAAGCCAGAAGGAACUGUCUUCACUGAAGAAGAUUUCCAGAGAUUUCAGAGAGAGUAUUUUGGAAGAGCUGGAACAAUUUGACAAAAACAACUUGUCCAUCAUUGCUAACAAUAUCAGCAUCAGUGAGCAAAUGCUUGCCAGUAUCAUUCUGGUCUGGAAGUGCGUCUAUUAUAAGAUUACAGUAUUUCUACAUAUGAUCUGCUCAGUUGUUGCACUUCAUAUGGAAUGAUGGUUUGUGCCCAAAGUGGAGAAUCCAGAUCUUUGAUGCUGAGUUUGGACAUAUGACUCUCAAGAUUAUCUUUUGACUCUGCUAGAAAAAAUAUCUACCUUCAACCAGACAAAACAGUCUUUUGCCACAUUUGUUAGGAGUAAAUUAAGUUAAACAAGUAAUUUAUACAUAUGGAACAGAGAAUUUGGAUUUCAUAUUGCAAUAUCGGAGCUGAAAGUAUGUGCUUUAUUGCACAAAGUUUUGCUGCAACAAACUAAAAAUUACACUUCUAAGUGUGAAUAUGAAACCUUGAUUUAAUUCAUAGCCAAAUAUUUUUAGUUCCUUUAUAAUAAUGUAGAAAUAGUCAGUUAUAGGCAUUUGAAGUGCUUCCACAAGGAUAUCAAUGUUAUUUUUGCUGUACUUAAGAUGCAAGUAUAAGAAGUCACUUUUAUGUGAUACCUUUUAGGAAAAGGAUACCCCUGCAAACUCUUUUCUUCUCAAAAUGUAGUUUGUAUAAUUUCCUACCAUAUUGUUAGUUACUAUACAAGUGUUUUUGAGUUUAUUCAAUGUAUCACUUGUCAUUUCUUUAAUAAAUGAAAAAAUUUUUAUAGAAAUAAAAUGACCAAUUACACCAGA